GGCGCCUGCCUCGUACAGAGCAGAGGCUGCGACUGCAGCAGCGCGAGCGGCGCCCUGGUCCCGGCGCGCGCUCGCGGGCAUCACUCAGCGCCCCCCCCCCCGCACCGCGUCCGCCGCCUCGACUUUCUCUCUUCCCCCCGCUAGGCUCGGGGCGACGCCCGCGUGGAUGGGAUGGAAGCAGGACCCUCGGGAGCAGCAACCGCUGCAGGCACUUACCUGCCACCCCUGCAGCAGGUAUUUCAAGCUCCUCGCCGGCCCGGGAUAGGAACUGUCGGGAAGCCAAUCAAACUCUUAGCCAACUACUUUGAAGUAGACAUUCCCAAGAUUGACGUCUAUCACUAUGAAGUUGACAUCAAGCCAGACAAGUGCCCUCGCAGAGUCAACAGGGAGGUUGUGGAAUACAUGGUACAACACUUCAAACCUCAAAUUUUUGGAGAUCGGAAGCCGGUGUACGAUGGGAAAAAGAACAUCUAUACAGUCACUGCCCUGCCCAUUGGCAAUGAAAGGGUUGACUUUGAGGUGACAAUUCCAGGGGAAGGCAAAGACAGGAUAUUCAAGGUUUCAAUCAAGUGGAUGGCCAUUGUGAGCUGGCGGAUGCUUCACGAGGCCCUGGUGAGCGGACAGAUUCCUGUUCCGCUGGAAUCUGUCCAAGCCCUUGAUGUUGCCAUGAGGCACCUGGCCUCCAUGAGGUACACGCCAGUGGGCCGUUCCUUCUUCUCUCCCCCUGAAGGAUACUAUCACCCGCUGGGAGGUGGUCGGGAGGUCUGGUUUGGGUUCCACCAGUCUGUUAGGCCCGCUAUGUGGAAGAUGAUGCUGAAUAUUGAUGUAUCAGCGACAGCCUUCUACAAGGCCCAGCCCGUGAUUGAGUUCAUGUGUGAGGUGCUCGACAUCCGGAACAUUGAUGAGCAGCCGAAGCCCCUGACUGAUUCUCAGAGAGUCCGUUUCACCAAGGAGAUCAAAGGUUUGAAAGUGGAGGUGACUCACUGUGGGCAGAUGAAGAGGAAAUACCGUGUGUGUAAUGUUACUCGGAGGCCGGCUAGCCACCAAACGUUCCCUCUCCAGCUGGAGAGCGGUCAGACGGUGGAGUGCACAGUAGCGCAGUACUUCAAGCAGAAAUACAACCUCCAGCUCAAGUACCCCCACUUGCCGUGUCUUCAAGUCGGCCAAGAGCAGAAGCACACAUAUCUACCUCUGGAGGUAUGUAACAUUGUGGCUGGCCAGCGGUGCAUUAAGAAACUAACGGACAAUCAGACCUCCACCAUGAUCAAAGCAACAGCAAGGUCUGCCCCGGAUAGGCAAGAGGAGAUUAGCCGGCUGAUGAAGAACGCCAGUUAUAACCUGGACCCAUACAUACAGGAGUUUGGCAUAAAGGUGAAGGAUGACAUGACUGAAGUGACUGGGCGUGUCCUGCCAGCCCCAAUUUUACAGUAUGGAGGACGGAACCGUGCCAUCGCCACACCCAACCAGGGGGUAUGGGACAUGAGGGGGAAGCAGUUCUACAAUGGCAUUGAGAUCAAAGUCUGGGCCAUAGCCUGUUUCGCCCCCCAGAAGCAAUGCAGGGAAGAAGUUCUGAAGAACUUUACAGACCAGCUGCGCAAGAUCUCCAAGGAUGCAGGGAUGCCAAUCCAGGGCCAGCCAUGUUUCUGCAAAUAUGCACAAGGUGCAGACAGUGUGGAGCCCAUGUUCCGUCACCUUAAGAACACCUAUUCGGGGCUCCAGCUUAUCAUAGUCAUCCUGCCAGGGAAGACGCCGGUGUAUGCGGAGGUAAAGCGUGUGGGGGACACGCUCCUGGGGAUGGCUACCCAGUGCGUGCAGGUCAAGAAUGUUGUGAAGACAUCGCCACAGACUCUUUCCAACCUCUGCCUCAAGAUCAAUGUCAAGCUCGGCGGGAUCAACAACAUCCUGGUGCCUCACCAGCGGUCUGCUGUCUUUCAGCAGCCAGUCAUAUUCCUUGGAGCUGAUGUGACUCAUCCCCCAGCAGGUGAUGGAAAGAAGCCUUCUAUAACAGCUGUGGUGGGCAGUAUGGAUGCCCACCCAAGCCGUUACUGUGCCACCGUGCGGGUUCAGCGGCCCCGGCAGGAGAUCAUAGAGGACCUGUCGUACAUGGUGAGAGAGCUCCUCAUCCAGUUUUACAAGUCCACUCGCUUCAAACCCACCCGCAUAAUCUUCUACCGUGAUGGAGUGCCGGAGGGACAGCUUCCACAGAUCCUUCAUUAUGAGCUCCUGGCCAUCCGUGACGCCUGCAUCAAAUUGGAGAAGGACUACCAGCCAGGCAUUACUUACAUUGUUGUGCAGAAACGACACCACACUCGCCUCUUCUGUGCAGAUAAGAAUGAGAGGAUCGGUAAAAGUGGGAACAUUCCAGCAGGAACAACAGUGGAUACAAACAUCACUCAUCCAUUUGAGUUUGACUUCUACCUGUGUAGUCAUGCUGGCAUUCAGGGUACAAGCAGACCUUCCCAUUAUUACGUUCUUUGGGAUGACAACCGGUUUACAGCGGAUGAGCUUCAGAUUCUCACCUACCAGCUUUGCCACACUUACGUACGCUGCACUCGCUCAGUCUCUAUCCCAGCACCAGCAUACUAUGCCCGCUUGGUGGCAUUUCGGGCGCGAUAUCACCUUGUGGACAAAGAGCAUGACAGCGGAGAAGGCAGUCACAUAUCUGGCCAGAGUAAUGGUCGAGACCCUCAGGCCCUCGCCAAGGCCGUACAAGUUCAUCAGGACACUUUACGUACCAUGUACUUUGCUUGAAAGUAUAACUUUUUUUACCUCACUCCAGAAAGCUUUCAGAUUUGUAGGAGCCAUAAUUUAAAAAGAGGAAGCAUUGGGAGCACCUUGCGGGCAUCCAAUGAGAAAUCACUGCAGGGCGCAGAUGGCGUUGGAGGCAGGAAACCAGCAUCCUCUGGAAUGAAUGCAGGAGAGCCACUUAACCGGAUGAACACACCUUUGUAGUCUUUGUUUUUCAGGCUUUCUAGUUACCUGACCAAACACACUAAGUAUUUAAACCAAGGAAGAGAUCUGACUUCCUGUUAAGAAAAAAAACAAAACGGUUUUCAUUAUUGGGAUGGAGGGGGGGGACACACACGCAAUAUUAGACUUUCUCGACUGUGAAAUAACUGUUUUGGUUCUCCAAUGCCAAAUCAAACGCUGGUAAGAUUUUUGUUGGUUAUUGUUUGGGAUGGGUGGGGGAAAUGGGAUUUGUAGAGCCUUAAAACAGAUGACUAGAUUUAUAAAAACUAAUAUUUUAGGAUACAAGAUGCUUUAAUUGGUGAAGAAAAAGAAAAAGCCAGUAGUUUAUAGAUUAAUUUUAACACUCUUACCCUUCCCUAUGAAGAAAUUUUCUCCCCUUUAUAUAUAAUAAUAAUAAUAAAUAAUAAUAAUUACGUAAGGCACCCCCAGCACUUACCACAAUGCCGAAAAGGAAACUUGUCUUCCGCCUGUUUAAAAGUGGGAUAGCUGCUGCCCUUUUAAUGCAACAGUCACAAACUCAACUGUGGGCGAGUGCCUUACUGCAAUGCUGCAAAAUGUUGAUGUUCGUUCACCUUUCAAAGGAAAAGCAAAGCAAACCAAGGAUACUCUUGUCUCGGUGGUGGUCCAAAAAAUCUCCAUCUUGAAGGUAUUAGGAGUUCUUUUUUUAACGUUCACAAAGCUUUCAGUUUCAUGUUAGCCUCACAGCCUCACGAUGGGUUAAAAUUCUGUGCACUUUUAACAUGACAUAUGAAUUUGGAGAGCUGCUGAUAAAACCUGUUUUUGUUCUUUUGUUUUUAUUUGAUGUUGAUUUUAUUGUUCCUGAUGUAUUUCUUGAGUGGAUUCUUUUUUUUAAAAAAAAAUUUAAUUUAAAAACUACAUUUCUAACAAACGGGGUUUUGCAAGAGGAAGAAUGUUUUUGCCUGCCCCAUGAGCACAAACGAGAAACUCCAUUAUCAAUUGAUGUCCUGACUUUUUUUUUAUAUGCCGAUGAAAUUUUUUAUUACCAAGUGUUAUUUUUAUACGGUGCCAAGUUUUAUUGCCAAAACUUACUCAAAUCACUUAUAUAUUCUCAGCGUUUACAUCACAAUAUUCCCCCAGCAGCCCCCUCAUACUUUGGAGUUUUCCUAUAGCUUAUGUGGUGGGUUGCGUUAUGAGAUUUUUGUUUGCUUUGGCAGCAUGUGUACUAAAAUGCAAGUGAUAGAGAUUAGCGAGAGGCUGGCUGCUUUUCCAUUAAUCGAGGUGCAAUCCACAAAGUCUUUAUUUUUCUUUCCUAAAGUUUCAUUCUAUUUUUCCUUUAUAGUUUUAGAAUAGUUUUAGGUCCAGCAUGUUCUCAAAACUGCCCUGAUGGUUUCUGCUGCUUUUAAUUAUUGCCAUCCUCAUGCAAAUAAACAAAACCCCACUUGGCUUUUCCUUGGAUCAGAACAACAACAUGCACUUUGCUAUCUAUGUAGACAUAGUUCCUAUUCACAAGACAAAUCUAUACUGUCCCACCAUGAUGUUGAAUUUCAAACGUCCUACAAGAAGCUACUUGUGCUUUCAAGGCUGGAGGUUCUCUGGCAUAUUCUGUUACGGACACAAUCUUGCCAUUUUAGUACAAAAGCAGGCAUGUGGUGAGAGAAGGAAAUGUCACCUAUCCUCAAGCCACAUUGCCUCUUCAGAUUAUUACCUUAAACUGCCAAAACCAUUUUUUUAAAAAGGAAGGUUGAACCUGUGCAGCUAUGCCACUCUCUUUGUAGGCACACCCUGUUAAAGCAUAUGCUUUGCAGCUUGUGAGGCAAUACUGAUUUUACCACUCAAGCUUUGAGUGUCAAGUCAGGUAUCCCAUCCUUUUUAUUUUCACUCCUCCAUCCCAUCCCCUUCUCUCUCUCCAAAUGCUAUUUUUGGGGCAGAAUGUUAACCCAUCAAAAUGCUAUGCAAAAAAACAACAACAA
Molecule: messenger RNA, 4901 nt
Organism: Podarcis raffonei (Aeolian wall lizard)
Lineage: Eukaryota; Metazoa; Chordata; Lepidosauria; Squamata; Lacertidae
Product: protein argonaute-1
Exons: 19
Coding region: 172-2751 (859 amino acids)
Molecular function (GO): protein binding; RNA binding
Source: RefSeq, a predicted model, not a curated record